Pteropus alecto (black flying fox) is the source of this 3777-nucleotide messenger RNA. It is a transcript of the gene ZMYM2, whose product is annotated as zinc finger MYM-type containing 2. Gene Ontology annotation, molecular function: zinc ion binding. The transcript has 16 exons. The record is from RefSeq and is a predicted model, not a curated record. Bases 242 to 3367 code for a protein of 1041 amino acids. Lineage: Eukaryota; Metazoa; Chordata; Mammalia; Chiroptera; Pteropodidae.
GUACGAGAGGUGGUUGGUCUCGGGCUGGGCAGUGAUAAUAGAAAAGCCGAACCUCUUUGACCUCCCAGUCCCUUCUGUGCCCCCUCCCGGCGGGGCGGGCCUGGUCCUCCCACCUGGGUAGAUUUGUUCCUGAUCCGUUUCUCGUUUUUCCUCUUCCCCCAGGGCCGGGAGUCGCCUUCAACCCUGCGUGGUGCAUCUUUGACAGAAAGUGAGGAGGAAAACACCCCCAUUGUCCCUUGGCAUGGACCCGGGCUCCGUGGGCGGGUUAGACUUGACCGAUCAGACUCCUGUUUUAUUAGGGAGUACGGCCAUGGCAACCAGUCUCACCAAUGUCGGAAAUUCAUUCAGCGGUCCGCCUAAUCCUUUGGUUUCUAGAUCUAAUAAAUUUCAAAACUCUUCGGUGGAAGAUGACGACGACGUUGUUUUCAUCGAACCUGUACAUCCUCCCCCGCCUCCUGCACCCGUGGUCACCGAUCAAAGAGCCAUAGUAUUUGCAUCGUCGAAAAACGAAGAACUGCAAGGAACCGAUUCCAAAAUCCUUCCUUCCUCAAAAGAACUGGCUUCUCAAAAGGGAAGCGUGAGUGAGACGAUUGUCAUUGAUGACGAAGAGGACGUGGAAACAAAUCAAGGGCAGGAAAAAAAUUCCUCCAAUUUUAUUGACCCUCGGAGACCUCCCGAGACUAAAAACAGAACCAAUGAUGUGGAUUUCUCCACCUCCACUCUUUCAAGAAGUAAGGUAAAUGCAGGAAUGGGUAGUAGCGGUAUCACCACAGAACCAGACUCCGAAAUUCAGAUUGCUAAUGUUACCACCUUAGAGACAGGCGCCAGCUCUGUGAAUGAUGGCCACUUAGAAAAUACUGACGGGCGAGAUAUGAACUUAAUGAUUACACAUGUAACGUCACUGCAGAAUACCAGCUUGGGAGAUGUCUCUAACGGACUGCAGUCAAGUAAUUUCGGUGUUAAUAUGCAAACAUACACCCCAUCUUUAACUUCACAGACCAAGACUGGAGUAGGACCUUUUAAUCCUGGUAGAGUGAAUGUGGCAGGAGAUGAAUUUCAGAAUGGAGAAUCUGCCGCUCAUCACAGCCCUGACUCGUGGAUCUCGCAGUCAGCGUCGUUCCCCCGGAAUCAGAAGCAGCCCGGGGUGGACUCCUUAUCGCCAGUGGCCUCGCUUCCCAAGCAGAUUUUCCCGCCUUCCGCCCAGCAGCAACCCACUAAGCCGGUUAAAGUCACUUGUGCAAACUGCAAGAAACCUUUACAGAAGGGACAGACGGCUUACCAACGGAAAGGAUCCGCUCACCUCUUCUGUUCCACCACCUGCCUCUCCUCCUUCUCGCACAAGCCUGCUCCAAAGAAACUCUGCGUCAUGUGUAAAAAAGACAUAACCGCCAUGAAGGGGACCAUUGUUGCCCAGGUGGACUCGAGCGAGUCCUUCCAGGAGUUCUGCAGCACAUCCUGCCUGUCCCUCUACGAGGACAAACAGAGCCCCGCCAAGGGGGCGCUGAAUAAGUCGAGGUGUACGAUCUGCGGUAAACUGACAGAGAUUCGCCAUGAAGUUAGCUUUAAAAAUAUGACUCAUAAGCUGUGCAGCGACCACUGCUUUAAUAGAUACAGAAUGGCCAACGGUCUGAUCAUGAAUUGCUGCGAGCAGUGUGGGGAGUACCUGCCCAGCAGAGGGGCCGGGCACAACAUCCUGGUGAUUGACGGGCAGCAGAAGAGGUUCUGCUGCCAGGGCUGUGUCAGCGAGUACAAACAGGUAGGUAGCCACCCAAGCUCCCGGAAGGAGGUUCGCGAUCACAUGCAGGAGUCUUUCUUAAUGCAGCCCGAGAAAUACGGAAAACUGACCACUUGUACCGGCUGCCGAACGCAGUGCAGAUUUUUCGACAUGACGCAGUGCAUUGGCCCCAACGGUUACAUGGAGCCGUACUGCUCCACGGCCUGCAUGAACAGCCACAAGACCAAGUGCGCGCGGUCACAGAGUUUGGGAAUUAUUUGCCAUUUUUGUAAGCGAAACUCUUUACCUCAGUAUCAAGCCACAAUGCCUGAUGGAAAACUGUAUAACUUUUGCAAUUCCAGCUGUGUGGCUAAAUUUCAGGCGCUAAGUAUGCAGUCAUCUCCAAACGGCCAGUUUGUAGCUCCAAGUGAUAUUCAGUUGAAAUGCAACUAUUGCAAAAAUUCCUUUUGUUCAAAGCCAGAAAUCCUGGAAUGGGAGAGCAAAGUGCACCAGUUCUGCAGCCGGGCGUGCGCCGACGACUACAAGAAGCUGCACUGCAUCGUCGCCUACUGCGAGUACUGCCAGGAGGAGAAGACCCUGCACGAAGCCGUCAGCGUGUCCGGCGCCAAGAGGCCGUUCUGCAGCGAAGGCUGCAAACUCUUGUACAAACAGGAUUUCGCCAGGCGUUUGGGACUGAGGUGUGUCACUUGUAACUACUGCUCGCAGCUGUGUAAGAAGGGGGCGACCAAGGAGCUGGACGGCGUGGUGCGGGACUUCUGCGGGGAGGACUGCUGCCGCAAGUUCCAGGACUGGUACUACAAGGCCGCGCGGUGUGACUGCUGCAAGUCCCAGGGCGCGCUGCGGGAGCGCGUGCAGUGGCGCGGCGAGAUGAAGCACUUCUGCGACCAGCACUGCCUGCUGCGCUUCUACUGCCAGCAGAACGAGCCCAACAUGACCACCCAGAAGGGGCCCGAGAACCUGCACUACGAUCAGGGCUGUCAGACGUCCCGAACCAAAAUGACCGGUUCAGCGCCACCCCCUUCUCCGACGCCUAACAAAGAGAUGAAGAACAAAGCGGUCCUCUGCAAACCGCUGACGAUGACGAAAGCCACUUACUGUAAACCUCACAUGCAGACCAAAUCCUGUCAGACAGAUGACCACUGGAAGGCGGAGCGCGUGCCAGUGCCCAUCCCCGUGCCCGUGUACGUCCCGGUGCCCAUGCACAUGUACAGCCAGAGCGUCCCCGUCCCCACCACCCUUCCUGUGCCCGUCCCCGUCCCCGUUUUCCUGCCGGCCCCGCUGGACAGCAGCCAGCCGAGCCCGGCCGUGGCCGAGGAGCAGAAGAGCAAGACCCCCUCAGACCCUCUUGACACCAACUUGCUCACGAUGACCGACCUGGUGACUGAGGAUGAAGGCAAGACGGAAGCCACCAGCGUCAACAGUGAGCCGCCCUGUGUGCCCCGUGCGAGUGCGUGUGUGUGCGGUUUAGCGUGUCAUGCUCGGCAGGACACGUUUCAGGCCCGUGACUGUGCCCCAGCUCGACAAGGGGGUGAGGGCCACACAGGACAAAACGUGUUUCACGGCAAGAGGGCCCGCUGUACCUGGACAGGUGUCCUCGGUGCCAUACCUAGCUUCAAGCAGAAAUUGGCAUAGACCCUAUUUUAAUGGUUACAGGAUUUGACUUGUAAAAUCGACUCCAAAUUGUUCUCGUUUUAAUGGACCAGCUCAGAUACAAAAGUAACUUGUAGGCUUUAAUGAUAAUCCAGGCUCUUACUUUGUAACGGUUCUCCCCAGUUUUGUUUCAUUGAUGAGACCAAUAAUGUUUGCAUGAUGUACACCAGGGCUUACCCUAACUUCCGUUAGGGCGGUGCUUGCCAAGGACAUAGUGGGUGACUCUGUCUCGUGGAGUGUUUGUUCCUCCCCGUACUCCUCAGGUGGCACCCAGAGUCCUGUUUCAGCCGUGAGCUGCUCAAGCCCCAUCACCCCGGAGCACAGGAGAAACACUGCACAUUCCGUGUGCUUCAUAAUGUGACCGUGUCGGUGAAGCACUUGGUUGGGGAGCC